Molecule: messenger RNA, 721 nt
Organism: Camelina sativa (false flax)
Lineage: Eukaryota; Viridiplantae; Streptophyta; Magnoliopsida; Brassicales; Brassicaceae
Source: RefSeq, a predicted model, not a curated record
AAUAGGUAUCGUCGUCCCUCAUUUUUUUUUUCCAAUAGAUUCCUCAUCAUCACGCAACAACAAUCACAUAGUAUAUAGAUUUAGGUAUCAUGAGUAAACCGAGAUGGUUUCAAGUAUUAACAGAGCAAAACUUAGAUGGAAACUGUGAAAAGCAUUCUUGUGGUUUCCGAAAAAACAUCUUCAGGUUCGAGUCCUGUGAUGUGGUGUGCAUCGAGGGCUUAGAUCCGUACCAUAUUCAACCCUAUGUUCAAGUGACCACCAUGUUUGAUCAUAACGCCAUUGAACUGAUUCAAAUCUCUGAUCUCUUUGAUUGUCACCAAAUUCAAAAUCAUGGUUUCGUUGCAGGGAAGGCAGUGAUGGAGUUGAUAGCGUUGAGGCCAUGGCGGGACUGUGUAAGAACUACAGAAGGUUGCACCAAACAUGUCGGUGGGGUUAAUUCCAAGUUCUGCUCUUUCACAUGCAAGAUCGAACAUGUUUUGGAGCAUGAAGGUGAUUUGUCCAGCAUUGCUAGACUUUGGUCGGAGGAUGAUUCGAGAGAAACGUCCGAACAUGUUGGUGAUCUAUCAAUCCAUCCUUGUGGUGAUCCAGAGAGAAUCUUUCCAUUUAAGAAGAGGUCUCGAAAAAGAAGAGAGUUUUUUGACAGCGACGAAGACAUCUAUGCAUCUUACUAGUUUUAGAGAUAUCUCUUAAUUAGUAGUUCUACACAUUGUUCACAUGAUUU